UACUAUACAAACUAUUUUAUAUUGCAGAGAUUCCUUCCGAUUGCAUUUGCUGUGAUAGCAGUUGUUCGUGCGGCUACUUUGCCGGCCGACUAUCUGCCACCCGUUGUGGAUAACAGUUUGCCUGUACAAGAAUACUUAGCGCCAGUCGACGAGGCUGCACAAGAACACACUGUGCUAGCCGAUGAUGGUUACCGUUAUAAGGCAGUACAUCGUCUUAAACUUCGUCAUCGUCGUGAUGUAAAUGAAUUACCUGAAAAUGAAUACCUGCCACCCGCGGAGGAAGUCCAAGAGAGCGCUGUAGAAGAAUCCGUUGAGCCUGCUCCUGAAGUCAAAACUGAAUUGGCUGAUGAUGGCUACCGUUACAAGACAGUUCGUCGUCUUAAAUACCGCAAACGUCGUGACGUUGAUGAAGUCCCACAAAACGAAUAUCUCCCACCCACUGAAGACGCUCCAGUGUCCGUUGUUGCUGAGGCUACUGAAGCCGCUGAGCCAGCUGAGCCCUCUGCUGAAGAAGGAACUGAGUUGGCUGCUGAUGGAUACCGUUACAAAACAGUACGUCGUUUGAAAUACCGCAAGCGCCGUGACGUUGAUGAAGUUCCACAAAAUGAGUACCUCCCACCUACUGAAGACGCUGAAGAAUCCGUUGUUGCUGAGGUUACUGAAGCCGCUGAGCCAUCUGAGCCCGCUGCUGAAGAAGGAACUGAAUUGGCUGCUGACGGUUACCGUUACAAGACUGUUCGUCGUUUGAAAUACCGGAAGCGCCGUGAUGUUGAUGAAGUCCCACAAAAUGAGUACCUCCCACCUACUGAAGACGCUCAAGAAUCCGUUGUUGCUGAGGUUACUGAAGCCGCUGAGCCAGUACAGCCCGCUGCUGAAGAAGGAACCGAAUUGGCUGCUGAUGGUUACCGUUACAAAACAAUCCGUCGCUUGAAGUACCGCAAGCGCCGCGAUAUUGAUGAAGUUCCACUAAACGAAUACCUACCACCUACUGAGGAUGCUCAAGAGUCCGUUGUUGCUGAGGUUACUGAAGCCGCUGAGCCAGUACAGCCCGCUGCUGAAGAAGGAACCGAAUUGGCUGCUGAUGGUUACCAUUACAAGACUGUUCGUCGUUUGAAAUACCGCAAGCGCCGUGACGUUGAUGAAGUUCCACAAAAUGAGUACCUCCCACCUACUGAAGACGCUCAAGAAUCCGUUGCUGCUGAGGUUACUGAAGCCGCUGAGCCAUCUGAGCCCGCUGCUGAAGAAGGAACUGAAUUGGCUGCUGACGGUUACCGUUACAAGACUGUUCGUCGUUUGAAAUACCGCAAGCGCCGUGAUGUUGAUGAAGUUCCACAAAAUGAGUAUCUCCCACCUACUGAAGAUGCUCAAGAAUCCGUUGUUGCUGAGGUUACUGAAGCCGGUGAGCCAGCUGAGCCCUCUGCUGAAGAAGGUACUGACUUGGCAGCCGAUGGUUACCGUUACAAGACUAUUCGUCGUUUGAAAUACCGUAAGCGCCGUGAUGUUGAUGAAGUCCCACAAAACGAAUACCUCCCACCUACUGAAAACGCUCAAGAGUUCGUUGCUGCUGAGGUUACUGAAGCCGCUGAGCCAUCUGAGCCCGCUGCUGAAGAAGGAACUGAAUUGGCUGCUGACGGUUACCGUUACAAGACUGUUCGUCGUUUGAAAUACCGCAAGCGCCGUUAUGUUGAUGAAGUUCUACAAAAUGAGUAUCUCCCACCUACUGAAAAUGCCCAAGAGUCCGUUGUUGCUGAGGUUGCUGAAGCAGCUGAGCCUGCUGAUGAAGAAGGAACUGAAUUGGCUGCUGAUGGUUACCGUUACAAAACAGUCCGUCGCUUGAAGUACCGCAAGCGCCGCGAUGUUGAUGAAGUCCCUCAAAAUGAAUACCUUCCACCUACUGAGGAUGCUCAAGAGUCCGUUGUUGCUGAUGUUACUGAAGCCGCUGAGCCAGUAGAGCCCGCUGCUGAAGAAGGAACCGAAUUGGCUGCUGAUGGUUACCGUUACAAAACAAUCCGUCGCUUGAAGUACCGCAAGCGCCGCGAUGUUGAUGAAGUUCCACAAAACGAAUAUCUACCACCUGUUGAGGAAGCUCAAGAAACUGUUGUUACUGAGGUUGCUGAACCUGCUGAGCCAGCUACUGAUGAUGCUACCGUCUUAGCUGACGACGGUUACCGAUACAAAGUAGUACGUCGGCUAGAAUACCGUCACCGUCGUGAUGUGAAUGAACUACCAGCUAAUGAGUACCUGCCACCAACAGAGGAAGGCCAAGAAGUUGCGGAGCAGCAACCAGAAGAAGAAACAGCUGCGCUCGCCGACGAUGGCUAUCGGUACAAAACUGUGCGCCGUUUGAAAUAUCGCCGCCAUUAGUUAGAUCAAUUGCAUUUUAAGACACAUAGGAACAAAAAGCUAUUAUUCAUGUACAUAAAACAUAUAGGCAAAGGUAUACACUUAAGAUAUGAAGGAAGAAAUGAAGUAAAUCACGAAAAACAUAAAACAAAA
Molecule: messenger RNA, 2496 nt
Organism: Bactrocera neohumeralis
Lineage: Eukaryota; Metazoa; Arthropoda; Insecta; Diptera; Tephritidae
Product: paternally-expressed gene 3 protein
Exons: 2
Biological process (GO): negative regulation of protein sumoylation
Molecular function (GO): calcium ion binding
Source: RefSeq, a predicted model, not a curated record